Molecule: messenger RNA, 619 nt
Organism: Fusarium oxysporum Fo47
Lineage: Eukaryota; Fungi; Ascomycota; Sordariomycetes; Hypocreales; Nectriaceae
Product: mitofissin
Exons: 4
Coding region: 141-404 (87 amino acids)
Cellular component (GO): cytoplasm
Source: RefSeq, a predicted model, not a curated record
GGCUGUGUCUGUGUCGCAUGACGACCAAGCUAGACCAAGGUUAGAUCCAGAAAACGACUCCAUUCACGACGCUUCACACCGCGACUAUCAUCCAACACCAAACGACACUCUACAAUUCUUCCGCUGCAAACACUUACAUCAUGGUGCUCCUCAACCUGCUGACUCUGGGGCUCUGGUCAAAGGUCGGACGGUUGACACACUAUGCCUUUGACGCCGUUCUCUUCUCGGCUUUCCUCGCCGGCAUGAAGCGAUCUACCGGCCUGACUUUCAAGACCGACAAGGUCGCCGGCGAGAACAAGGAAUUCACCGGCUGGAUCGAUAGAUACCUCGGCGUCGGAGAAUGGGUCAUGGAUCAAUCCGUCGCGAUCGCAGGCUCCAGCGGCUACUUUGAGCGAACCCGAUGAGCGACUAGGACGACGCCCUUUUAAGCUAUCGAUACCAUGGACUUCCCACUCAGUUUUACAACUGCAAAUGACUUAAAAAACGACUUAACGAUCGCGCGGAGGAAAUGGCCAAAGUUACCUGAUACGUGUUCGACGCGCUCGGUUUUCAGAUAGGCGUUCGGAUAUAUGACUAACUAUGCAUGUGAAUUGGAUCAAUGAUACUGAUAUUCCAUUAA